Molecule: messenger RNA, 2420 nt
Organism: Baudoinia panamericana UAMH 10762
Lineage: Eukaryota; Fungi; Ascomycota; Dothideomycetes; Mycosphaerellales; Teratosphaeriaceae
Exons: 1
Coding region: 159-1961 (600 amino acids)
Source: RefSeq, a predicted model, not a curated record
CCUUCGCCUCCUUGCUCACAGCACACGAUCCUUCAGCAGACCUGACGACCUGCGGGCUCCGUGGUAGCACCUUGGAGCCGUAGCAGCAAGUCUUGCAGGCAACGUCUACAAAUUUCUAUAGUCUUCGACGCUUUUCGGACUUCUCAUCAAACGGCAACAUGUCCACAGCACCACCGUCAUCGGAGGUCAUCGCUACUGCCACACUUCGACUGUGCGGUAGCGCUAGCAAUCCGACCAUCCGAUAUCAGCUACUCAAGGACACGAGUGCCAUCAUCACCGAGAUAGGCUUACUGUCGGACCUCGGAUCUGAUGGCACUGUAUACUUCCCGCUCUUCCACGCAGAGCAAGAGCCAUGCACCGUUCACCGUCCGCUUCAAGACCUUCUCCACAUCUGGCGUCCCGACUUAAUCAACGAAGCCGUCUUUUGCGUCCAUGUGUACAAGCGACUGCACGAGCUGACUGACGAAGACAUUUCGCAGGCAGAGGACGAAGUCAGUAGUCGCAUCGGCUCGCUAUCGCCGACAAUUGCCGCCGAGGCGAGACAGAAGCACGUUGACCUCGCACCUGUUGUAAACAUUCUUUCUGCUCACGGUAAAGCGCCUCCAGUCGGCAAUUUCGCUCCUGUAUCAGACAUGCGUCCGCGAGGUCGCAAAGCGCCUCAGAGCACCAUCAAAGCGAUACGAGACAGCGGCAACAUCAAGCAGGAAAGCCACAGCGUGCCUCGAGGCACCAGCAGAUUGCUGAAUGAUACUGUCCUUGCCUGCCACAGUUCGGCCGAGACCGACGACACCGAAGAGGUUGACGACGACGAGGUUCAGGUCGCACUGCAGUUCAUCCUCAACGACCAACCCAUGCUCAAUUCGAACACAUGGCGGCCUACCAUCCUAACUGUGCCCGGCUCCAAAGAAGUUGCCAGCUUGCCGGAUCAGAUUGCUAUUCGUAUGCGCCAGAUCGCAAGUACGGAGGAAGCUCUCGUAUUGCAGCUUGCCGGCGGCGGUCUCAUAAUGGGCUUCAAUGUCUCGCUUCAGCUCAGUGAUGAGACGUCACAUCUCGUUGACUUCGAACAAGGCAGGAUACUCAUUCAGACAGUUUCAGAUCUGUUUCCGGCAAACACUGAGCGCAGAGUCACCGCGAAGAUCACCAUCCUCUUCGCGGGCACCGAUCAGCCGUUCUUCAAUCUGGACCAAGCGAUCAUGCCAGACGUCCAAUCCAUAUCACAGGUUUACCGUCUUGGCACCGUCAUCUCAGAUUUGUGGCAACCUCGCAACGUGAGGAUACCAUUCAAGACAGCCAUCGUUGGCGCGCUGAGCGACGAUAAGCAACUCCGUCUAGGUGGGGUUGCCCUCUGGGAGGUUAACGGGUUGAAUGUUGGACACAGCUACUCCGGCGAAAGCCUGCCCUUCAAGCUGUCCUAUGAGUGGCUCAAGAAAUACCACGGAGUCAGGUCGAUCCGUGAGCUGGAGGUGCUCGUCAAAGCUCACCGUGAGGACGACGACAAAGAAACACGAAAACAAGCUGUAACUACCCCGAGCUACACUCUUCGGCCGUGGCGAGUUGAAGAGAACGGCCCGAAAGUUCCGCUGCUGCAUGUCGCUGUCCACUGCGUCAACAUGCUCCCAGAAGUCAACCCACCACUUGUUUUUCCAGCUCCGACAAACAUGCAAUUCGAGCUACGGCCCGUCAACACCAACAUUCAUUCCGUCGAAACGAUGAUCUGCACGGAACUGAAGGCUACAGGAUCUCGAGAUCGAAGGACAACUGCACGCCUGUUCAAGGACGGGCAAGCAGAGGGAUGGAGGAUGGUGCUGUGGGUUCUUCCGCAGAGGCGAGGGAGGCAUACGAUGUUACGAUGGACUGAAGGCAAUUUGAACCGGUUUUUGAGAGCUGAUGCGGACGAGGUGGAUCCGAGACUGUAUCUGGAGGCGCAUUUGGUGGAGGGAGAAGAAGAGCACGGUAAUUGAGUGGGGCGGACGGAAGGUGUCCAGCGGCGACCGUUCGUUGGUGUUGUUGCGGCGGUCGCCACUUGUUGUAUGGUUGCUUCUUGUGGACGAUGUACGUCGUGGGCAGGCUACAGAAUUAAGCAGGCUUAUCAUUGAACAGAUUGCUUCCGUCAGCAAAAUCCACUAUCAUCGUACCUUAGUGUGCAAAGCUGAGGAGGUGAUACCGGCUCAUGCACAAAUAGAAGCGCCGGCAACACCCGGCGCUAGUACCACAUCGGUGUCAUUGACCAUUGGAGAUGCUUCAUAGGGAACCACGCUGCGAGGAGACUAUUCCAUCCGCGAGAAAUACCACAACAACCUGCGGGAUGCCUCCAAGCACAAUGGCGUGUUCGACCCGCUUCGGACUGGAGACUAUGAAGCGCACAGUACCGCGCAGGAGACACGUGCAUCCUUGCCUUACAAGCUCAAUACAACAGAAAA